UACAGUUCUACCUUCUGCGUUCGGCUGCUAUAGGCUGAGUUGUACUGCGGCUUGCGAUUGGUUGCUGUAGUGACAUAUAGUGGAGCGUUAGCACGACUCUCAUAGGCACUCUCCGUUGCAACUUUUUCUAUACGUGCAAAUGUAUAUCUAUUCAUCUGUGUACUUCGGUCGGAUACUAGGAAUGAAUGAUGCAAUGUGAUACAAUAAGGAACGACCUAGGUCUGACAUUGUUGUUUUAAUGUAGAUUCAAGUAGACUACACCAUUUCGCACUUUAUUAUUACUAUUUUUUUGAACUUUUUUUGUUGGCAUUUUCAAAGUGUCAUAUCUUCAUUAACUCUUGAUAUUACAGGACCAUGAAACUCAGUGAAAACAUGGAUUUGUUUUUUAUUUUUUUAUCUUUAACUUUUGUUCUUUGCCAGACAUUACCUUCUCAAAACGUUUAUACAAAUCACUGGGCUGUGCGAAUUUCUGGGGGACGCGAGGAAGCUGACAAACUUGCUUCAAAAUAUGGCUAUAUUAAUUUGGGGCAGAUUGGAAGCUUGGAGGAUCACUACCAUUUUCAUCACAGCAAAGUUGUGAGAAGAUCUGCCUUCUCUACGAGGGGAACUCACAGCUUCAUCCACAUGGAUCCAAAGGUUGACUGGGUUCAGCAGCAGGUGGUGAAAGCACGGGUGAAGAGACAUACCAGGAAUGACCUCAACUUUGUGCAUUUCAAUGAUCCGAAGUGGUCGGGCAUGUGGUACAUUCACUGUGGAGAUAGAAGCAGCCGCUGCCGCUCGGAGAUGAACAUCCUGGCAGCCUGGCAGAGGGGUUACACGGGCAAGAACGUGGUGGUCACCAUCCUGGAUGACGGCAUCGAGCGGAACCACCCUGACCUCGCACAGAACUACGAUCAGCUUGCAAGCUAUGAUGUCAACGGGAAUGACCACGAUCCCACUCCACGAUAUGACUCCAGCAAUGAAAACAAACAUGGGACCCGGUGUGCUGGUGAAGUCGCAGCUGUGGCCAAUAAUUCUCACUGCAUCGUUGGCAUUGCGUACAACGCCCGGAUCGGAGGCAUUCGGAUGUUGGACGGAGAUGUAACAGAUGUGGUGGAGGCAAAGUCUCUUGGCAUACGGCCGGACUACAUUGACAUCUACAGUGCCAGCUGGGGACCGGACGACGACGGGAAGACCGUGGACGGGCCUGGCCCACUUGCCAAGCAGGCCUUUGAACAGGGCAUUAAAAAGGGUCGAAAGGGCCUGGGCUCCAUCUUCGUGUGGGCCUCGGGGAACGGCGGCCGGGAAGGCGACCACUGCUCCUGCGACGGCUACACCAACAGCAUCUACACCAUCUCCGUCAGCAGCACCACGGAGAACGGAAACAAGCCCUGGUACUUGGAGGUCUGCUCCUCCACCCUGGCCACCACCUACAGCAGCGGGGAGUUUUACGACAGGAAAAUAGUCACCACGGACCUCCGGCAGCGCUGCACUGACGGUCACACGGGCACCUCUGUCUCCGCCCCCAUGGUGGCUGGGGUCAUCGCACUGGCCCUGGAGGCCAACCCACUGAUAACCUGGAGAGACGUGCAGCACCUCUUGGUGAAGACUUCAAGGCCCGCCCAUUUGAAGGCCAACGACUGGAAGACCAACGCCGCAGGACACAAAGUCAGCCACCUGUAUGGGUUCGGCCUGGUGGAUGCAGAGGCCAUGGUGGUGGAGGCCAAAAAGUGGAGAAGCGUUCCUUCCCAGCACACCUGCACCAGGAUCUCUGAUCGCAGGACCAGGUACAUUCGUCCGGACCAGUACCUGAAUGCCAGCAUCAGUUCCUCGGGCUGUGCUGAGCAAGCCGACCAGAGUGUGGUGCACCUGGAGCAUGUGGUGGUGAGGGUGCUUAUUGUGCACCCGCGCCGUGGAGACCUGCAGAUCAACCUCAUCUCACCUUCUGGGACACGCUCCCAGCUCCUGGCCAAGAGAUUGCUUGAUAACUCAAAUGAGGGCUUCAGGAAUUGGGAGUUCAUGACCGUACACUGUUGGGGGGAGAAGGCUGAGGGACAGUGGACUCUGGAGAUCUUUGACUCGCCCUCACAACACCGUAACCCUGAGGUACUCGGUAAGCUGAAGGAGUGGACCCUCAUCCUGCACGGCACCGCGGUGCACCCCUACCACUCCCACACCUCUCACCAUUCGCGCUCCAGGAUGCUAGAGAUCCCCAGUCCGAGCCGCGAUCCCAAGGCCCACGAGCCGCAACACGAGAUCACAGAGGAAGAGGAGGAAGAGUAUGACGGGCCGUGCCACACUGAAUGUGGAGACCAGGGCUGUGAUGGUCCUGAUGCUGACCAUUGUCUGAAUUGCGUCCACUUCAGCCUGAGCAGCGCCAAGACAGGCAGGACCUGUGUCAGCCAGUGCCCCUUGGGCCACUAUGGGGAUGUGGAGGCCCGGCGUUGUAGGCGAUGCUUCAGAGGCUGUGAAACCUGCGUGGGCCGGGCGUCCAAUCAGUGCCUGUCCUGCCGCAGAGGGCUCUACCUCCAUGCCGACCACAGCUCCUGUGUGAACGAGUGUGCCACGGGCUACUUCGCUGAGGACGUUCAGAGGCAGUGUGCGAAAUGCCAUGAGAACUGUCUGAAGUGUGUGCGCGAUUCUGACCGAUGCACCGCCUGCAACGACGGCUACAGUUUGGCAGGUAUGACCUGUGUGCCGGAGUGUGCUGAUGGAACAUUUUUUAACCUGGAAGAAAUGAAAUGCAUCGUCUGCCAUCACUCCUGUGCCACCUGUACAGGCCCAGGGAAGGAGGAAUGUAUCCAGUGUGCCAAGGACUUUCUGCAGCAGGAGUGGAAAUGUGUCCCAGCAUGCACCGAGGGUUAUUACCCAGGGGAGGCCGCUGGGCUCCCGCAGAAGAUGUGUCGCAAGUGUGAAGAGAAUUGUCUGAGCUGUCAGGGCCCUGGGGUAACCUGUAGUCGAUGUCGAGAAGGAUACAAUCUAGUGAGCAGGACGUGCAUCGCAAACGCCACCUGCAACAACGCGGAUGAAGUAUUCUGCGAGAUGGUCAAGUCCAACCGGCUGUGCGAGAAGAAGCUUUUCCGGCAGUUCUGCUGCAGGACGUGUCUCAUGACAGGGUGAAAAAGGAACUGGAAAGUACUUUGGGCACUGGCAUCUUAUUCUGUUGUACAUUUUUAAACUAGUUUACACCUCAGAGUCACUUAAUUUUAAUGACCCCUUUAAGGUGCAUAUUUGAUUUUUAGUAAGAUGUAUUAAGGUUGUAUGUUUUUAUAAACUGCAUACACAACAUGUAAAAAGUGUUUAUUUUUUAUUCAAAAACCACAUUAUUACAAAAAUAUGGUGCUUUGUAUGAAUGUAUAUGGCAGCAUAUGAAUAUCUGGACCACUGUUUCAGACAAAGGUCAGUAAAACGAUACAGCAGUAUGAACAGGUUUGUUAAUAUGAAGUGUUGCUUGUAAUGUAAUCCUUUUCAUACUUGAUCAUUGAAUUUCCUUAACAACAACUUUGUGAAAGGAUUAUAGUUUUUGUAAGAAAAAAUAACAGUAGAAAGCAAUUGAAUAGAGAAUGUAGGUUCAUGCCAUUGUAAAUUUUAGAAAUUCUAUUUGCCAUUUUUAUCCUGUUUCUGUAAAAUGUUAAUAAGCUGAAAUAAAAACAUGCCAUUUAGGAAAA
Molecule: messenger RNA, 3647 nt
Organism: Anguilla rostrata (American eel)
Lineage: Eukaryota; Metazoa; Chordata; Actinopteri; Anguilliformes; Anguillidae
Gene: pcsk6
Product: proprotein convertase subtilisin/kexin type 6
Exons: 21
Coding region: 355-3099 (914 amino acids)
Biological process (GO): peptide hormone processing
Cellular component (GO): cell surface; membrane
Molecular function (GO): serine-type endopeptidase activity
Source: RefSeq, a predicted model, not a curated record